Molecule: messenger RNA, 1047 nt
Organism: Entamoeba nuttalli P19
Lineage: Eukaryota; Evosea; Mastigamoebida; Endamoebidae
Product: adenosine deaminase
Exons: 1
Coding region: 1-1047 (348 amino acids)
Biological process (GO): inosine biosynthetic process; hypoxanthine salvage; adenosine catabolic process
Cellular component (GO): cytosol; external side of plasma membrane
Molecular function (GO): adenosine deaminase activity
Source: RefSeq, a predicted model, not a curated record
AUGACUACAACUAUUACUCAUGACUUAUUCAAACAAAUGCCAAAAGCUGAUUUACAUCGUCAUUAUGAUGGAUGUAUUAGACCAAGUUCUAUUAUUGAAAUAGCUAAAGAACAAAACAUAGAAUUACCAACAUAUGAUUUAAAUGAAUUAAAUAAAUUAGUAAUGAUGACUAAUGAUUGUGAAUCUCUUGUUCAAUAUUUAAAAGCUUUUGAUAUUAUUAAUUUAGUAUUACAAACAAAAGAUAAUAUUGAACGUACUAUGUUUGAGUGCUGUGAAGAUGCAUAUCUUGAUGGAUGUACUUAUGUAGAAUUUAGAUUUGCUCCAAUUCAAAGUACAAAUAAAGGAUUAUCAAUGAAAGAAGUAAUGGAAGCUUGUAUUGCUGGAGUUAAAAAAGCAGAAAAGAAAUAUGGUAUUGUUGUACGUUUAAUUGUAUGUGCAAUGAGACAUUUAAGUGAAGAAGAAUCAUUAAAAGCGGCACAAUUAGCUGUAGAAUUUAAAAAUGAUCAUGUAGUUGGAUUUGAUCUUGCAGGUCCAGAAAAUGGAUUUAUGCCAUCAAAACAUAAAAAAGCUUGUCAAUAUGCAUUUGAUCAUGGAAUUCAUAUUACUAUUCAUGCAGGAGAAGCAGCAGGAUAUGAAAGUGUUGAUGAUGCAAUUAAAAAUCAUGCAGAAAGAAUUGGACAUGGAGUAAGAUUAUUAGAAAAUAAAGAAACAAUUAAAAAUGUUCUUGAAAAUAAAGUUAUUGUUGAAUGUUGUUUAACUAGUAAUAUUCAAACUAAAGCUAUCAAUAAAAUGGAAGAUCAUCCAAUUUUACAAUUAAUGGAAUUAGGAAUUCCUUGUACUAUUAAUACUGAUAAUACUACAGUUAGUUCUUGUUCUUUAAGUGGUGAAGAUGAAUUAUUUACUAAUUUAUUUGGAUUCUCAAAUGAACAAAUAGUAGAAUUAAUUAUGAAUUCUUUUAGAGCUGCUUUUAUUGAGGAUGAAUCAAUUAGAACUAAAUUAAUCCAAGACGCUUAUACUAAAAUGAGACAACUUAAGGUUAUUGUCUGA